AAAAAUUAUUUCAAAUGGGACAGCCGCUUAGGAGGAGUUCAGUGGCUUAAAUACGUACAGUAGAAUUAUUUAUAAUAAAUAUUUGAGCAUAAUUUUAAGACUUCCAGAGAAUUGAGAAAAUUGACAUUAUGAUUGACAUUGGCAAAUGGCAACACUGGUUGAUUUGUUUUUGUAAAUUAGUUUGAUUCUUUCACAAAUUGCAAAAUACCUAAUAUUAUGUACAAUUAAAUUCACAAUCUUAUAUCCUGAUUAGUGUAAAAAAUGAACUUGUCUGAAGAAAAUCCAUUUGGUAACGGGCUUUUGUACGUGGGCUUUAACCAAGAUCAAGGUUGUUUCGCUUGUGGAACGGAAAAUGGUUUCCGUGUCUUCAAUAGUGACCCCGUACAAGAGAAAGAACGGCAGAACUUUGCUGUUGGCGGUCUUUCGUACGUGGAAAUGUUAUUCCGGUGUAAUUAUAUGGCUUUGGUGGGAGGUGGUAAAACACCGGUCUAUCCUCCGAACAAAGUUAUUAUUUGGGAUGAUCUAAAGAAAGAUUCCGCCAUAUCGCUUGACUUCAACAGCCCUGUGAAAGCUGUGAAAUUGCGGAGAGACCGUAUUGUUGUUGUUCUAGAACAAUUGAUAAAAGUGUAUACUUUUACGGCUCAGCCCCAAUUGCUCCAUGUGUUUGAAACUUGUCAAAACACAAAAGGGUUGUGCGUAGUAUGUCCUAACAGUAAUAAUGCUCUUCUUGCCUAUCCCAGCCGAAAAACUGGUCAUGUGCAGUUAGUAGAGUUAAGUAGUCAUGCAGGGCCAAGCACAGCCCCAGAAAGUCAUCUAAUAGCAGCACAUGAGGCCCCUCUAUGUUGUUUGGCACUUAAUGUUGGAGGUACCAGACUAGCCACUGCUUCGACUAAAGGAACCCUAAUAAGGGUUUUUGAUACAUCAACAGGACAGAAAUUGGCUGAAUUGCGAAGAGGAGCUCAUCAGGCAACUAUAUACUGCAUUAAUUUUAACCACACAAGUACAAAUCUUUGUGUGACCUCAGAUCAUGGAACUGUUCAUGUAUUCAGUUUAGAAGAUGAGAAACUCAACAAACAGUCCACUUUGGCCACUGUUAACUUUUUGCCUAAAUACUUCUCAAGCAAUUGGAGUUUUUGCAAAUUCACAAUACCAAAUGGUCCUCCCUGCAUUUGUGCGUUUGGUGUUGACAAGAGUUCUAUUAUUGUGGUUUGUGCUGACGGCUCUUACUACAAAUACAAAUUCAAUGAAAAGGGGGAAUGCACCAGAGAUGUUUAUGAUCAGUUUUUGGAGACUUCUGAAGAUAGAUAAAUAUUUUAAUAAAAAUCAUUAAUUAUAUCUUGAGAAUAUAGGGGAUUGAUGAAUGCUGUGCUAGUAAGAUUGUUUCCUAUUUUUUUACAUUAGACUAGUUUUUAAUUGUUGGGUUUAUUCCCACGCGAAAAUAAUUAUAUUGGUGUUGAAAUAUUAACGAAUCGCAAAGUUUGUUUUCAAUUUACUCCAUUUUACUUUUUGACUCACAAUUGAUUUUUAAUGCAUUAUAAUAUUAAUCACUUUUUAUUGAUUCAUGAUGUGUAACUUGCUAUUAAUAGCACAUUGUCUGCUUGAUCUAGAUAUGCUAAAUUUUGAAUAGUACAAUUUUUUUAAUGAAGUCUGUUGAAAUUGUUAUUUAAAUUAAGUAUAUUACAUUGCUAUUGAAAAUUUUAAUAAAAUAAUGGUUCAGACAUCCACAUUCUGAAUUUAGAUCUAAAAAUUUGUAUAUCUACAUUUGAUCCACAGAUUCGGUAGAAUCUGGCGCGAAGUUCCGUUCAAAAAUCCUGUUGUAAACGGAGCGCCAGACUACCGACUGUGUUUACUGUAAGCAGAACGGCUUUUUGAGGUUUUUAAAUGUAACCAGAAUCAUAUCAAGUUUAUUUAAUGUGUGACCUAUCCAAAAUGUGCUAAAGGCCUAUUUUCAUGGUUUAGGUAGUUGUUACAAUAGCUCAAACAGCUUACAUUUCAAUAUUACUAUUGUGAGAAGAACUAUUUAGAAUAACUUAAUUUUAUUUAAUAAUAUCCUAAUAACUGAACUAUUUCAGUACUUACUAUUACGGUCACGACUUUGACCACCUAUCCGACUAGGAUCCUAUUCUAUUCCUAUCCUACUGUUCAAAACGGGGAAAAAAUAUUCACGACAGGUAUUGGUCAUGGUCACCUGUGUGCAGCACUCACAGUAUGUCCAACUUCAAACAUAAUUAAGAAAAUAUUAGGAUCAACUUAAAGAAAUUUAGUAGAAUUUACUAGGGAUGCUGAGAUAUAUCCCAUAAUGAAUAGUAGCCGGAAAUACCUGUUAUUGUAGGAUCUUCUAACCAUAAUUCUAUCGGCUCAGACCAAUACUAGAUGAAGUUCAUUCACACAUGCAGAACACUCACACAGCAAAUCAAAGUUAACAUUAGCAGAAAAAUAGAUGAAGUCUUGUAACAGCAUUCCAAAUGUUUUAUUUAAGACCAUAUAUUUCAUGUAAACACGACGUGAUUGAAAAGACAAUUUCAAUCUAAUAUAUCUAAAAUUAUUGAGAUCAUCAACAAGACAAAGACUAAGUUGGGUUCUAACAAUGACAAAACUUGUGGCUUACAAAAUAAAAAUAAAUAAAAAUCACGCACUUUACAUUUGAAAAAAUAUUGUUCAAAAUAAGCACUUAUUUGUGUCCAUAAUCAUAUAAGGAAACGAAACAGAAAUUGUUAAAAUAAUUACCAAAGAAUAUCAUUUGUUUCUGCAGUUGAUCAUAAAAGUAGGUAAUAUAGUAAAAAUUGCUCUAAAUUUAUGCCUUUGUGAUCUCAAUUCAAAAUUAAAUUUUACUGCUGAGCACCGACUCUGCGUUUUAUCUAUAUUUUAAUUAAUUAAUUACAUCGAGCAUUAUUGUUAAAAAUCUAGAAAUUAUAAUCAACCAGAAGGGAACAUGUCGUAGAUUACUUAAAAUAAUUGUGUAAUUAUAUUAAUGAUAUAUAAAAUGUGUAGAUAAGUUCUACAACAGUCGACCAUCGCAGUGUUAAUGCGUAUAUAAACGUAUUUUAUAUUUUGGAUGUGCUGGCCAGUUAGGUUUUCUUACAGUUCACUUGGUGUUAAGUAAGUAAAAGUAAAAUAAUCCCUAUCCUUAAAAUAUUGUAUUGUUAUAUUAUUGUAAAUGUUAUAGAAGCAGGCGGGGCGAAUUUGUAUCUCUCGCAUGGGCAAUAUGGCAAAUUUGUUAAGAUAGAUGGGGAAAUUCACUUUACCUUGGACUCCGGUAACCACCUAACAUUAGGUCUUGUCCAACAUAUGUCCAACGACAGCAAUGGAAUAAAUUAUUUGAUCAUGAAGAAAUGUUUGUAAUUUGUGUAAUGUAUUAGACAAUUUUUCGUUUUAUUAAAGAAUACCUUUUCAUUGAAACUAAGAAUACCAAACAAUAGUUCAAUGAAUGAAGUAUGAAAGUUAUUGAUCUUAUCUACAGAUUUUUAUGAUAAAACUUAUAUCAUCGUUUUUUUUUCAUAUUAUGUAUUUAGUGAGUUAAACGUAAAUACUGAUUUCUUGUAUGACGAUUAAUAUUAUGUGAUGUACCUUUACCAUGCAGUGUCUUUAUUGUAAUAAGAUUUUUCAAAUAAAUUAGAUAUUAUAUUUUCAAA
Molecule: messenger RNA, 3632 nt
Organism: Bombyx mori (domestic silkworm)
Lineage: Eukaryota; Metazoa; Arthropoda; Insecta; Lepidoptera; Bombycidae
Product: WD repeat domain phosphoinositide-interacting protein 3
Exons: 6
Coding region: 262-1308 (348 amino acids)
Biological process (GO): protein localization to phagophore assembly site; nucleophagy; autophagy of mitochondrion
Cellular component (GO): extrinsic component of membrane; cytosol; phagophore assembly site membrane
Molecular function (GO): protein binding; phosphatidylinositol-3-phosphate binding; phosphatidylinositol-3,5-bisphosphate binding
Source: RefSeq, a predicted model, not a curated record